Molecule: messenger RNA, 1941 nt
Organism: Hordeum vulgare subsp. vulgare (domesticated barley)
Lineage: Eukaryota; Viridiplantae; Streptophyta; Magnoliopsida; Poales; Poaceae
Exons: 5
Coding region: 202-1755 (517 amino acids)
Molecular function (GO): protein binding
Source: RefSeq, a predicted model, not a curated record
CCGAGACGCUCCUAUGAAAUUUUUGGGAAUCCUGGUCCAUAUCAAAGUAAGAGUACCUCACGUUUCCGUGAGAUAGAGAUUUAUUGGUGGGGCGGGUGACCUAGCCUGGGGAAUCCGUGUUAGGUCAGUUAUUACUUGACCCUUCCGCCGGCGAGAGCGAGAUCCAAAUCGAGAUUCCUCGACCCCAGGUGUCGUCGAACCAUGGGUCAGCUCAUGCUCAAUCGGGUGAUGUCGAUGCAGCGGGAAAGUCGUCACUUGCAAAUCCAACCCCAUAAUGGACCAGCUGAUUCAACGGUUGACAGAAAGGACUCAACCUGCAAACAAGGCCAUUGUUCCCAAGGUGAUGAAGCACAAUACCCCGGGCCACACCUUCCACAGGAUAUCUGGUGUCAUAUAUGUUCCCUACUGCCAAUGCGAGAUGCUGCUCGAGCUGCUUGCGUGUCUCAUGCAUUUAAACGUUGUUGGAGAUGCUAUCCGAACCUUGCUUUCGAUAUGAUAACAUUGGGCAUAGAUAUAGAAUCAUGUGGAGAGGACGAAAUAGCAAGAAGAUUUACCAGCAAAGUUGACCACAUUUUGAAAAACCGUCCAUGCAUUGCCACCAAGACACUUGAGAUCGUUUUUCGUUUUUACAAUGCUGAAGUCUGUAACAUUGAUAGCUGGUUUCAGAUUGCUGUUACACCGGGGAUCGAAGAACUCAUUGUGGAAUUAUCUUCGAAUUCAGGAAGAUAUUACAACUUUCCGUGGUCGCUUAUAGCUAAUGAGAGUGGAAACUCAAUCCGGCAUCUAAAUAUUUCCCGUUGUGCUUUCUCUCCCACUGGCGGGUUAUGCUUUAAAAGCUUGUCAAGACUUGAGUUGACUGAUGUUGAUAUCACUGGGGACCAGUUGGGGUUCAUUCUUCAGAAUUCUUUUGCUUUACAGCGGAUGCAACUUACGUUUUGCAAUAAGAUAAUUUCCUUAAAGAUACCAUCUCAUCUACAACAACUCAGAUAUUUGGAUGUGUUUGAUGGCGGCAGACUGUUGCGGGUUAUAGAGUUAGAAGCUCCAAACCUUUCUAAUUUCCAGUUUAGGGGACAUCGCAAAGUACAAAUAUCAUUUGGAGUAGGAUUGCAAUUUAAGAAUUUUGAUUUGUCCUUUCCUGGUGUUCUCAGCUAUGUUUGUGCUGAUUUUCCGUCUAGCUUGCGCUAUGUUGAAACUCUUUCUCUAGGUUCAUGUCGUGAGAUGAUUGAUACACCAGUUCUGCCUAGCAAAUUCUUACAUCUCAAGCACUUGAAUGUUGAUCUUAAUACACUGACAUUUCCCUCAACCUAUGACUAUUGUUCUUUGAUAUCCCUUUUGGAUGCUUCUCCUUCUUUGGAGACCCUUGUCAUGAACGUUUUGCAGAAAAAGAUGUUGCAUGAAUCAAUUGUGGGAGAUACAUCACCUUUGAGGCAGAUGCCAGGGCACCGCCAUGAUAGCCUCAAGACAGUGAAGAUUAUUGGUUUCUCCUCUGCGAAGAGCUUAGUAGAGUUAACAUGCCAUAUCAUUGAGAAUACAACGUCACUUGAAGGCCUUACAUUGGACACCACAACAGGACAUCCUUCGUAUAGCUGUUUAACAAACAAUAUUGGAAAGUGCAUGCUGUUGCACGGGGAUUUUAUGGUGGAAGUUCGUAAAGGGCUCUUGGCUAUCAGCACAUAUGUUCAGCCAAAAGUUCCCUCCGGAGUCAAACUAAAUGUUGUGGAGCCUUGCCGCCGAUGCCAUGAUCGACUGCUAUAAUGAUCUUAAACUGCAUAUGCAAGUCAUUUUAAGUUAUGUAUGAUUCCUGUGUAAGUUAAUCUAGAACGUCGAGGAACCUUGCUGCUGCCCGGGUUAUAUACCCCAAACUCAAUGUUUAGCAUUAAACUAUAGGCUCGUGUAUUGCAACUGUUUAUUUUGGAUAAACGAAAUUGUUUGCCAGUUUUA